Phytophthora nicotianae INRA-310 is the source of this 1101-nucleotide messenger RNA. RefSeq lists its product as hypothetical. The record is from RefSeq and is a predicted model, not a curated record. The coding region runs from base 1 to 1101 and encodes 366 amino acids. NCBI's taxonomy places the organism in Eukaryota, Oomycota, Peronosporomycetes, Peronosporales, Peronosporaceae. The transcript is spliced from 5 exons.
AUGGCUGACAUCAUCCUGACCGCACCUGCGCCGGCUCAAGCCUUCUCGCCCAGACAAAUUGCUACGUUCUACUUCUCUCUAUUCUUGGAUGAGGAGGGCAAGAUCACCGGAUUCCAGCAGUGCAAGGCGUGCAGCAAGUGCCGCAAGCACACGGCGGGCAUGGGCUACACCAAUCUGGUGUCUCAUGUACGCCAGAUGCGCACAGAGUUCGAAGAGGAGAUGUGCGACGCCAGCUCGACCAGUACCGGCACGCUGAUGCCGUGGGUGAACAAGAAAGCGUCAACCCGGUACGGCUGGCUGCACUGGAUCAUUACUAGCAACCUCCCCUUUUCGUUCUGCGAGUCGCAGGAGACUCUCGGGUUUACGAAUCUCAGUCCCAUCUCUGCGGAAUCGCUUGCGUCAACAAUGCAUCGGGUCACUCAUGCCGUCGAAUGCUCGGUUGCAGCUGAGAUUCCUGGCAGCUUCCGGCUAAUGCUGGAUGGCUGGAGCCAUCGAACGGAGCAUUUCCUGGCGGUGUUCGCCUGCUACGACGCCUCCGGCGGCCCUCGGUACCCGCUGCUGUCCGUGGCUCCUGUCAUGAAUGAGCCGAAUGACCAGCUCAAUGCGGAGGGACAUAAAGUAGCCAUCGAGCGGUUUUUGCCGGGUUUUAAUCGCCCAAAAACUGCUUGUUUAUUGUUGGCGACAACUGCUCCGUCAACAAGCGACUUGUCCAAUAUGAUUGACCAAGUGAAACGCCUUUCGCGUAAAUUGCGCACGCUAGUGCAAGCCGCAAAGCUACGUAAACGUUACUUUGUCCAUCCUCAGCCAAGAGACGCGGUGCUCGGCUGGUAUUUCCCACUUCGCGAGUUUAUUUUGGCGGACGACAACGAGCUCGACAGGCUUAUCCCCAGCCGCGCCACCCACCACGCGAUGGAGCAGCUGCUGGACAUACUGCGAGAUGUGGAAUCUGUUUCCAAGAGAUUGCAGUCCGAGUCGUUGACAAUUGUUGACGCUGAGGCUUUUUUUACGGACUUCUCGAAGUGUCAUUUUCGACACACAUUGCCCCGGAUGCCGAGAUCGUAUAAUGUCCAGAGUUUGAAGCCGCUGCUAUUAAAGUGCUGA